UAGUGGUCAGUGGGUCAGCGGCUUGGGCGCAGUGGUCUCAGUCACCCAUCAUCAUCUUAGUGUCUGAACUCAAACUUUAACACAGUCGAGCAAAAUGAGGGAGAUUGUGCACUUACAGGCUGGCCAGUGCGGCAAUCAAAUUGGAGCAAAGUUCUGGGAGGUGAUCAGCGACGAGCAUGGCAUCGACCCCACUGGCACUUACCACGGCGACAGCGACCUUCAGCUGGACCGGAUCAGCGUGUACUAUAACGAAGCCACAGGUGGAAAGUAUGUGCCCAGAGCCAUCCUGGUCGACCUGGAGCCCGGCACCAUGGACUCCGUCCGGUCAGGACCCUUCGGACAGAUCUUCAGACCCGACAACUUUGUGUUUGGUCAGAGCGGUGCCGGCAAUAACUGGGCCAAGGGCCACUACACCGAGGGGGCCGAGCUGGUGGACUCGGUCCUGGAUGUGGUGAGGAAGGAGGCCGAGAGCUGCGAUUGCCUGCAGGGCUUCCAGCUGACGCACUCCCUGGGGGGCGGCACGGGCUCGGGCAUGGGCACGCUGCUCAUCAGCAAGAUCCGCGAGGAGUACCCCGACCGCAUCAUGAACACCUUCAGCGUGGUGCCCUCGCCCAAGGUGUCGGACACGGUCGUGGAGCCCUACAACGCCACGCUGUCCGUCCAUCAGCUGGUGGAGAACACGGACGAGACCUACUGCAUCGACAAUGAGGCGCUGUACGACAUCUGCUUCCGCACGCUCAAGCUGACCACGCCCACGUACGGCGACCUCAACCACCUGGUGUCGGCCACCAUGAGCGGAGUGACCACCUGCCUCCGUUUCCCCGGCCAGCUCAACGCCGACCUCCGCAAGCUCGCCGUCAACAUGGUGCCCUUCCCCCGCCUGCACUUCUUCAUGCCGGGCUUCGCCCCCCUCACCAGCAGGGGGAGCCAGCAGUACCGCGCCCUCACCGUGCCCGAGCUGACCCAGCAGGUGUUCGACGCCAAGAACAUGAUGGCCGCCUGCGACCCGCGCCACGGCCGCUACCUCACCGUGGCCGCCGUGUUCCGCGGGCGCAUGUCCAUGAAGGAGGUGGACGAGCAGAUGCUCAACGUGCAGAACAAGAACAGCAGCUACUUCGUCGAGUGGAUCCCCAACAACGUGAAGACGGCCGUGUGCGACAUCCCGCCCCGGGGGCUCAAGAUGGCCGUCACCUUCAUCGGCAACAGCACGGCCAUCCAGGAGCUGUUCAAGCGCAUCUCCGAGCAGUUCACCGCCAUGUUCCGCCGCAAGGCCUUCCUGCACUGGUACACGGGCGAGGGCAUGGACGAGAUGGAGUUCACCGAGGCCGAGAGCAACAUGAACGACCUGGUGUCCGAGUACCAGCAGUACCAGGACGCCACGGCCGAGGAGGAGGGCGAGUUCGAGGAGGAGGUGGAGGAGGAUGCCUAGAAGUACUACGAGUUAAUGUGUGAGAUGGGGUGGGAAUGGGGAAAGGAAGAAACAUUGGGUAAAAAAAAAAGAAGAAAAAAAGAGAAAAAUACCAAAAUUGGUUAAAAUUAUUUGGGAAUUUUUUGUUUACUGGAAUGUUGGAGAACGAAAUGAAAUGAGCCAAAUUGUAAACUUUAGUCAUGGACGAGAUCAAGGAAUGACAUUAGAAUGUGAUCAAGAAAGUUUGAAUGAAUGUAAGAUGGCAAUAGGCAAAGAACACAUAAAGUGUUAUUUGAUGACCAAACAAACAAGACCAGAAUAAGAAACAGUUCUCUGGUAUCACCAUAUGUAGCUAAUGCCUAUAUUCGAUUGAACGAAAGCAAAAGAACGAUGGUAAGGAGAGAGAAGGAAGGAAGAGAAGAGAAGAAAGAAAUUCCAUUAACCUCCAUUUUGUUGUUCCUGUGAUUCUUAUGCUUUUUUUUACUUUUCUAUGUUUCUACUGUUUCUACCUUUCAUUAUUUCUAAAUGCACUGUCAUAUUUAGUAUGAAGUUCAACGUUGAUGGUCAGUUAGGCCACAUCACCUCAUCUCAUCAGUGUCAUCAUGUCUAGUGUCAUCUCAGGAUAUGGACACUGGCAUAGAGAGAGGGUAGAAAUGGGGAAUUCUGUCAUUGGUAUUAGACGGCACAAACACUACAAAGCCAUCCAAACAUGGACCAAAGACUUGAUAAUGGAACUUGAACCAAAGUAACACAUUCAAAGGCUAUAUGGAGAUUUUGCUGAGUCAUAACAAGGUUGUCAGAUGUACUCUGGGCUUGUGCAAAGUGCCCUGCCGAAACUCGGACGCCAGCCAACGUCUUUGGGGAAGAGGAACCAUAGUGCACCUUGGCACAUUGAAAUUGACAACCAUAAAACCACUCCUGCCGCGAGUCUCUGUACGGUCUGCAAUAACAUCCUGGCCAAUGACAAUAAAUAAAGAGUCCCAGGCUAUAAAUGGUUCAACCAAAAAAGAAAAACGAUUAAGGACUUAGAUGCUGAGAAACAAAGUUUUGAUGUGGUGAGCAAGUGCUCAAAGAGUUAUUCAAAGUCACCAAAGGCCACAUUGUGUUAUACUUCUCUGUUGAUAGUGCUGAAACUUCAAACCUAUUUUCUGUCUUUCUGAUUUAGAAAAAAAAAGAAAUCUGUUUACAUCUUUUGAAAACCCUUGUGAAAUGGAACGCAAAAAUAAAAGCCCUUUUUUACAAAAAAAUUAAAACUAAUUC
Sardina pilchardus (European sardine) is the source of this 2668-nucleotide messenger RNA. RefSeq names its product tubulin beta chain. The record is from RefSeq and is a predicted model, not a curated record. The transcript has 4 exons. Gene Ontology annotation, molecular function: GTPase activity; structural constituent of cytoskeleton; GTP binding. Gene Ontology annotation, biological process: microtubule cytoskeleton organization; mitotic cell cycle. Bases 95 to 1429 code for a protein of 444 amino acids. NCBI's taxonomy places the organism in Eukaryota, Metazoa, Chordata, Actinopteri, Clupeiformes, Clupeidae. Gene Ontology annotation, cellular component: microtubule; cytoplasm.